UGGAUACUUCAUGCCUCAUGAGCUGCAGAAAAACCCAUCCGGUCUAAGAAGAAGAUUAACCUCGUAUACAGUGGAAGGAGUCAGUGAAAGUAAACGCAUGCAUGCAGGGAGGGUGGACGUUGUUUUCUCCCUCUGCGCGCAUUGCGAAGCGUAUCGGACUGCUCUCCUCCUCUCACCAUCCGCGCCUGGUCCCUGCGCACCUCCCCGCACCAGCACUCAUCCCUCUCCUCUCUCUCUCUCCUCUCCUCUCCUUCUCUCAUCUCUCUAACACUCUCACUGAAGGUGUCUUAACUUUCGCGACAUUUCAGUCUGCUGUCAAGGUAAAACGGCGUAUUUGGGAAGGCAGACCUUCGUAUUUAUAGAGGAGAGAGAUUGUGAGAGUGUGGCGGCGGUGUUUUGCCGAGAGGAGACCCGUUCUCCCGAAAUGAUUGGCUAAUUUCUUCAAAUGAGAAAGUCUAAGAAAUGUCUUUUUCUUUUUUCCUCUGGGCGACACCUUCAGAAUGCCAACCACAAUGUACAGACGGAAACAAUCGAGUGUUUGCGUCUUUCAAACAUUAUUUGGAUUGUCAAGAACUCAAAGAUCUCAGAGUGGACAAUGCUGAAUGCCAUUAACACCUAUCCUGACAUCAACACACACCAUUGAGGAGCACAUCCUGUCUUACUGCUAGCCUUUCCCAGUGCUUCGCAAGAUCUAACCUCACAGAGAAGCUCCACGCACUCACCUUUUGACCUCUGUUGCUAUGGAGAAUCUUAGUGAGCUCCAGAAUCCAUUGUUAGACAAAAACAGUAAGCACAUGGUCAAUGGUUACGGGGGUGACUUCCCUAAUAACCAAUACCAGGAAAACAUUAUUAAUUACUUUGCUGGAGGUGGAGGUGGAGGUGGAGGUGAGGGAGGAGGAAAGGUGAAUAAUGCUAACGUAGUGAGCGGAGGUAGUUACAAUACCAACGGGAAGAUGAAAUCUCAGCAGCUUUUGGACGCCACCUCGCUGCAUCUGGCAGUGGAGGCCUUCUACAGGCCCAACUUCAUCCUGUACAAGGAGGACAGCGGCAGCAUCAAGGCUAAGGAAUACAAAAGCGAGUGCUGUGAGACCACCUUCACGGAGAAGAAGGCGAAGGAGGCGUCCAACACAGCAGGGACGGACACGCCCGCCACAGAGGAUCCCCAGGCGAAGCUGCUGGAAGACGGCGAACACAUUAAGAUCCAAACCGUUUCCUACGAGGUUGAGGAGGAGGAGUAUGUGGAGUACGAGACGGACUGCUCCAGCGACAGUGAGAGCGAGGACAACUUCAUAGUCGUCCCUCCACGAGACCACCUGGGCCUGGCCAUAUUCUCCAUGCUCUGCUGCUUCUGGCCUCUCGGGAUUGCAGCAUUUUACUUCUCACAGGGGACCACCAAGGCAGUGAACAAAGGUGACUUCCCACUGGCCAACAUUGCCUCCCGACGGGCUUUGUUCCUCGCUGCCCUCUCUAUCACUAUAGGCACCGGUGUGUAUGUGGGGGUGGUGGUAGCUCUCAUCGCCUACCUAUCUAAACCAGGACACAUAUAGCAACCUCACCUUCCCUCCGCACACCUCCCGGGAGCCUAGGAGGAGGAGAACAUCCUCCUCUUGGGAGAACGGCAUUGCUCUUGCAGACUUCGAGGAAAGUUUUUUUCGGGGAUGUACAGUUUUUCCCUCCACCUUCCUUUCUUUCCAGCUUUCUCUCCCUGCAGGCCCUCUGUCAGCCAAGAUUAGCCACAGGACUGGAGAGAGGUCAAGCUGGAGGGUGAGAAGAAAGGGAAUUGGGGAUAGACAAAGUUUUUGUUUUUUGUGAGACCAGGAGAGGGUUUGGAGGUAUUCCAUGCUGGAGUCCAGUUUGCAUCCCAUUGACUACAUCCUCUUUUGGCUGGAUUUUUAACUUCCAAGACCCUGACAGAAACACUGAGGAGAAUAGACUGUUACGAUAGCUCCUUGAACUUAAGCAAUUAUUAAAGAGGAGAGGUUGAGGAAGGUUAGAAAUCAACACAAAUUCACUCUUAAACCAACUUUAUGUUGUUGUUAUUUGAGCUGCAGUAAAAAUUGUAGCCUCUCUGUGGAGUCGUGUCUCCUCCUGUGUCCUCCUGUCUCCUCCUGUGUCCUCCUGUCUCCUGUCAUUGCAGUUUGCCAGCCAGAACAGUCUUUAAUAGACCGUGAGCUUUCCACAUCAACUCAAAAUACCAAGACUGCAUCUGUCUCUGGGCUCACUGCCUCACGGUAGAUGACCACACUCACAGUUUCUUAAAACAUGACAAAGGACAGAUUUCAUUUCCAGGAAAACUUACAAAAAAAGAUACAGAACUACUGAUAAUAAUUUCAAUCAAUGAAAAAUAAAGCUCUGAGAAAAAAAAAUGUUGAAAUACAACCACAGGCACAGGUUUCUUUCUCAUUAAACGAUAUGCAUUGGCAUGAAUUGCAAGAAUCUUAAUGGAGCCGCGGGCCUGUAUUUUACCUUGGAGAAGGUGUCCAUCCAUCAAAGACAUGCCCUGGAAUCUAACAAAAAUCUGUUCAUGCCUGAUAUGGUUUGCCUACGUACAUGCAAAUGUGCUUUGUUUUUAUGUCUGUCUUUUUUGUGUUGCCUGCUGUCCAAAGGCACCUUGAUAAAUCCCACUUUAAGGAAUGUUCAUUAUAGCUUUUGAAGUAAAGCACAGAAGUGAGGUGGCCAGAUGGUCCAAAAUUCAGGGGAAAGCGGUGUACAGCGUCUCCCAAAAUCGCUGCAUCUGGUAACACAAUAAAACAUCAGCCGUUCACAAUGGACGAGGAAGUUAUAAAUCAGGUAGAUAAUGUCAUUAAAAGGCAGGCCUUACAUAUCCUCCAGGGCUGCACAUAUAAACAAACUGUCGCAGUCUGACAGCUUUGAAUUUAGCUGUGAUCAAUUAUUCUUUGCAUGACUCUAGCUAUGCCAGCAGUAUACUGCUACGCAUGAUUGAUUGGAUUAAGAACUUGUUUUUGUCAGAUCAUAAAAAAAGCUUAAAUUAAAAUUGAUCAGGUUGUGAGUGGGCUCGUAUUUUGUGCAGUACUUUAACUCACAUUCCCCAAUCCAGCUAUUAAAACAGAGGGUAAUAAG
Messenger RNA from Larimichthys crocea (large yellow croaker), 3081 nucleotides. RefSeq names its product synapse differentiation inducing 1-like (gene syndig1l). The transcript has 4 exons. Gene Ontology annotation, cellular component: intracellular membrane-bounded organelle; membrane. Bases 741 to 1547 code for a protein of 268 amino acids. The record is from RefSeq and is a predicted model, not a curated record. Lineage: Eukaryota; Metazoa; Chordata; Actinopteri; Sciaenidae.